Messenger RNA from Ceratitis capitata (Mediterranean fruit fly), 851 nucleotides. RefSeq names its product turripeptide Pal9.2-like. The record is from RefSeq and is a predicted model, not a curated record. NCBI's taxonomy places the organism in Eukaryota, Metazoa, Arthropoda, Insecta, Diptera, Tephritidae. The coding region runs from base 534 to 773 and encodes 79 amino acids. The transcript has 3 exons. Gene Ontology annotation, molecular function: protein binding.
AUGCCAAAGACAGUAUUUUAAAUACUGGCGGCCGCAAUAGCCGAGUGUUUAUCAUUGCGUACUGACAAUCCAAAACCGCGGGGGUCCAGGCCUGGUUGGACCAACAUCUAAAAUAGAGAAAAACUAAGUUUUCUAAUUUUGGUUGGAAGUGGGAAGUCCUCCGAGUGUAUUUCGGACAUGAAAUCAAAGCUCCUCAAAUAAAUUCAUCAGUCGUUCGGUGCCGGCAUGGAACAAAUUGGAGGUCUUAGAUUUUUUAUAAUAUCUUCAUAUCUCUGCCAGUCAUUUGUAAUUUUAUUAAGCCAAAUCGGUAUUAAAUAUCCAAUUCAUUGCUUAAUUCAACUCAGAAGAGUACUUGAUAUACAUUUCUGAAGUGCUAUUACUGCAUUUUUUUUGCCAGAUAUUGUAUUUAUUUUGCGUGAUAUUUGGUAUUCAAAUCCUAUAAAAAACGAGUUAUCGACUGAUACAAUACAUCAGAUGCUCAACGGCGGCAGAACGUCACAUUAAAUACAAUAAUUGCCAAAUUGUGAAAAAUAAUGAAAAUAUACAUUUGGAUAAUUGCGACAGCCUUAGCUUUUAUUGCCAAUGGACUCGCUCAAACUAAAGACUGCGCGAAUAAAUUAUGUACAAAAGAUUAUAACCCUGUAUGUGGAUAUGAUGGCCAAAAACAUGAAAAAUACAGUAAUAACUGCCUAUUUGAAUUAGCUCAAUGUGAUAGUGAAAAUAAUUUAGAAAAGGUCUCACUCGAUUUGUGCGACAAUAACGGAGCUAAGUGACUGAAAUAGUUGAGAAAUAUGCAACUUCAUAAUUCCAUAAGUGCAUUGAUUAAAAACUACCAAAGACUUGCAAUACUA